Dryobates pubescens (Downy woodpecker) is the source of this 1521-nucleotide messenger RNA. It is a transcript of the gene SYCP1, whose product is annotated as synaptonemal complex protein 1. The record is from RefSeq and is a predicted model, not a curated record. Gene Ontology annotation, biological process: chiasma assembly; lateral element assembly; synaptonemal complex assembly. Gene Ontology annotation, cellular component: male germ cell nucleus; synaptonemal complex; central element. Gene Ontology annotation, molecular function: double-stranded DNA binding. NCBI's taxonomy places the organism in Eukaryota, Metazoa, Chordata, Aves, Piciformes, Picidae.
AUGGCACAUUCUUACUUGACAGACGAGCAUGAAAGGGAAGAAACAAGACGACUCUACGCAGAACUCAAUAACAAUGUUGAGAGAAUGAUAAUGGCAUUUGAAGAGCUUCGUGUGCAAGCAGAGAAUAACAGAUUGGAAAUGUCUUUCCAAUUAAAAGAAGAAGCAGUAAAAGUGGAGAAGUUUGAAAAAGAAUGCAAACUGGAAAUCAAUAUGAAAGAGAAGCAGAUUUCAGUUCUUACUGCACAGAGUAAUGAAAAAGAUCAUAUAAUAAGAGAUGUCAAGACUCAGCUGCAGGAAUCAAAAAAUAAGAUUGCUGAUUUAGUAGAAGAAAAAAGACACAAAGGAGAAAUGCGAGAAUCCCAGAUCGGUCAAGAGCUCUUGAGGGAAGAACUGGAAGAAGCCAAAAUUUCAUUGCAAAAAAAAGAGGUUACUCAAAAGAGCUUAGAAACUGAAUUGCAGUCUGCAAUGCAAGCAUUAAUUCAGGUCACUGGAGAAAAAGAAGCACAGGUGGAAGAAUGUGCAAAAACUAUCCAUGAAAAGGAGUUUGAGACUUCCAUUUCCAAUUUGAAAAGCUUGCUGCAGGAAGAGCAAAAUAGAUUGAAGAAAUCUGAAGAUGAGGCAAAGCUACUUGCCAUGAAGCUCAGAAAUAAGUCUGCUGAACUGGGUAAGAUUUGUAGAAAGAAAGAAAAUGAGCUAACUGUUAAAAAUGUUUUCUGCUAUUUCCUGAAAAUGGAUUGUCCCUAUGAAGAGAUGACUAAACUAAAAUGUGACAAAGAAAUGCAACUUGAAGAGCUGUCAGAAACAGUGGAAAUUGAGCUGUCAUGUUUGAAAAGUGAGUUGUCAGCCCUUAAGGAACAACUUAAGGUUGGGGGUUUUGUGUUUGAGAAGCUUGCAAAAGAACUUGCCCAAUACACAGUUCCUGAAAGUGAAAAAAAGCACAAGAAAAUACAGACUUACUUUCCUGAGACUCCUAAACCUCAUUUAGAUCUGGACUCUGAAUCUAUUAAUGUAAAACAUGAAAAGACCCCGAAUGAUACUCCUAUGAGAUUCAACAUGAUGGGAAAGAAAAAAAUGCCUCCUUCAGUAUCUGAGGAAAAUGCCUUGGGGAGUCCUUUGUUAAAGACAUAUAUUAUAAAGACUCCUCCAGUACAUAAACUGCAAAGUGAAAGCACAAGUCUGCAUUCAGAUUAGUGUGUGAGGAAAAAGCAAAAAGUGCUUCUACAGAUGGAUGCUCAGUCAGACAGCUCCAAACACAGUGACCUCCUGUAACUUUUAACUUUUUAAUUUCAAAGCAUAGUCUCAGAGGAAGAAACGUUUAAAAAAUUGUAUAAAGAUUGUCCUCAAGCUUCACAGUUCUGUGCCACAACACCAAAAAAGAAACCACCUACACCAAGUGUAAAAACUCCAGGCUCUGUACUGAAACUUUCAACCAUGAGAAAAAUGUGUGAGGCUGGAUGGAUUGCAGUUUCUAAAAUUGACAGGAAAAGAAAAAUUAAAGAAGCUGAAAAACUCUUUACUUAA